GAAGAAGGCAGGGAUCCUCAGAGCCUUGAAUACCAACCAGAUCUAGGUGAAUCCAGGAGCAUCAAGGAAAACUAACAAAGAUUCUCAGAUCUUUGCAGUGAAGCCUCCUGCAGUACCUCUGGCCCUGGAGGAAGAAGAAGAUGGCUUCAAACAUCACGUAUCUGCUCCUACUGCUGAGCUGUGCAGCCAGCACUGAGGUCCUGAGUGCCACCCUAAUGAGACCUAGCUGUGCUACUGGAUGGUUUUACUACAAGUCCUAUUGCUAUGGAUACUUCCGGAAGCUGAGGAACUGGUCUGAUGCUGAGCUCGAGUGUCAGUCAUAUGGGAAUGGAACUCACCUGGCAUCCAUCCAGAAUGCAAAGGAAGCCAACACCAUAGCAAAGUACAUAGUUGGCUAUCAAAGGAUCCAGCCCGUCUGGAUUGGCCUGCAUGACCCGCAGAAGAGGCAGAAGUGGCAGUGGAUUGAUGGGGCCUUGUAUAUUUACCAGACCUGGUCUGGCAAGUCCGUGGGUAAGAACAAGUACUGCGUGGAGAUAAAUGCCAAGAACAAUUUUUUAACUUGGAACAGCAAAGACUGCAAUAAGCGCCAACACUUCCUGUGCAAGUACCGACCUUAGAGCAAGAAUCAAGACCCUGUCAACCCUUUGAAGCCCCUUUUCUCUUCCUUUUCUUCCAUGCUGGCAACAUCUGCUCAUUGUCUCAGAGAGUAAACCAAGCAACAAAGGCUGAUGAGAACAUUUUGCACUGAUUUUUUUUUUUUUAACCUUUUGGCCAGGGAUCAAACCUGCACCACAGCUGUAACCAGAGCCACAGCAGUCACAACACCAGACCCUUAACCCGCUGAGCCAUUGCACUGACUUUUUUAAGCUCAGAGGCAGGAAUCUCAAUAUUGGUGUGACAGUGUCUUCCAGCUCCAAAUGUUCACUCUGC
This is a messenger RNA of Sus scrofa (pig), 930 nucleotides long. It is a transcript of the gene REG4, whose product is annotated as regenerating family member 4. Lineage: Eukaryota; Metazoa; Chordata; Mammalia; Artiodactyla; Suidae. The record is from RefSeq and is marked provisional.